AUGGACGUUUAUGUGCCCCCGAGGGAGCCUGUUAAUGACCCCAAUGCCGACGAUGAGUUCGUCCUCGCCGGCACCGAGUUGGAUCCGCCUUUAGCUGACAGCGCCCGGCGCCACUGGCUCAUUAUACUAGUUCUCAUAUACCUGGCAUUUCAAAUAGGGGGGCAAAUGAUCCCGGGCCCAAUGGUGCGGAUUAUUGAAUCCAUUGUGUGUGAACGCUACUGGCGCCUGCAUGAUCCAAAUCAAAUCACCACUUCAGGACGUGUGCCGGAACAAUUGUGUAAGAUUUCAGAGAUACAAACGGAGGUCACGACUGUCAAGGGGUAUUCUGAUUUCCUUGAGGGGCUUCUAAGCGCCCUCUGCGCGAUUCCAUAUGGACUGCUGGCUGAUAGAUACGGUCGCCGACAAGGCAUACGUCUCACCAUUCCCGGAUUCUUCCUUAACGCAGUUAUCACCAAUUCUGUACUGUGGUUUUCUGAUCUCUUCCCUCCUCGCGCCAUAUGGCUGGCAGCGCUGAGCUGGGUAAUUGGCGGAGGGCCAACGGUGGCAGUGGUAGCCAUAUGGACAAUGAUCGCAGAUCUGACUACCAGUUCAAACCGUACCACAGUGUUUUUCCGGGUCGGGGUUGCCAGUAUGACUGCUGACUUUAUCGCAAGAGUCAUUGGCUCUGGCCUCAUGACGCUGAAUCCUUGGAUAUCGUUGUUUCUCGGUUGUGGUAUCGUCGUGAUUGGACUAGCAUUUGCGCUCUCACUGCCAGAAACCAUGAACAUCCGGUACAGAACUUCCUUGGGAGUGGCAGACACAGCAGCAUUGGAUGAACUUUAUCCCAUUUUGGAUAGAGAGUCAAUUGAUAUAUCCGAGCCUUCAUCUAUCGCGGCAAAGGCGCGAGCGAUAAUCAGUCCCUAUGGGUUUCUCUUACAUCACACCUUACUGAUGGCCUUGUUGGCAUGCACAACGUCUCAAUUCGCCAAUGGCUCAGCAUGGCUCCUGGCGCAAUAUAUAUCAACGCAACUUGGCUGGUCUCUAGCCGGAAGCAAUCUUCUUGUAUCUUCGCAAGCCGCGAUUAGCAUCGCUGUAUUCCUCCUUCUCCUCCCUUGCCUCUCAAAAGUGUUAGUCUUUCUAUCUGCGCCUCGGAAGGACCUUUACCUUGCGCGUACAAGCAAUGCAUGUCUCAUACUGGGAACACUGGGGAUCAGUCUGUCGUCGCACAUCUCUAUUCUGGUUCCAAGCUUAGUGUUGCAAGCAGCAGGUGCAGGGUUCCCGUAUAUAACAAGAUCUCUGGUUACUGCACUAGUGAAGAAAGAAGAGACAGCAAGAUUAUAUUCCGUUGUGGAGCUACUGCAAUCGAUGGCAACUACGCUAUCCAGCCUGUGUUUCACGGGCUUGUUUACGGUUGCGCUGCGGUUGGGUGGAGUAUGGGUUGGGCUGGCGUGGCUGAUAGCAGGGUCCUUGUUCGCCAUGGUGGGAGUAUUGCUAUGGGCGAUUCGGUUGUCAUAG
This is a messenger RNA of Aspergillus bombycis, 1494 nucleotides long. RefSeq names its product putative MFS transporter. The record is from RefSeq and is a predicted model, not a curated record. Gene Ontology annotation, biological process: transmembrane transport. Gene Ontology annotation, molecular function: transmembrane transporter activity. Bases 1 to 1494 code for a protein of 497 amino acids. The transcript has 2 exons. Gene Ontology annotation, cellular component: membrane. Lineage: Eukaryota; Fungi; Ascomycota; Eurotiomycetes; Eurotiales; Aspergillaceae.